GAUAAAAGAUACCCACAACCACACUCUCACUAUUCAAUCUUUUCUUGAAAAACCAAACCACCACCAUCAUCAUCACAAAAAUAAACUACACACAGUGAAAGGUGUAAAUAUGGCUAAAAGUGGAGUGUUUGAAAAAGAUCCCACCGACAAAAACUUGAAGAAAGAGUUACAGAAACUUGUUAAAGCAAUUGUUGAAGAUGAAGAUUAUGGAUUUAGAUUUACAGAGCUUAUUGAUAAAGCUACAAAAACAUUACAAGAUUUAAAACAGGGGACUAACAAUCUUAAUGAUCAUCAUCAUGAUAUUAUUGAUGAUGAUAAAACGACGUCGUGUCCUCAAGAAUAUUAUUGUCCUCUUUCUAAAGAAAUCAUGAGAGACCCUGUUAUCAUCUCUACUGGAAAAACAUAUGAUAGAUGUUCAAUACAAAAAUGGUUAAAAGCAGGGAACAGAACAUGCCCAAGGACACAACAAGUUCUUUCCCACACGAUUUUAACCCCAAACCAUUUGGUUCGAGAUAUGAUCACACAAUGGUGCAAGAAUCGUGGUGUUCGGUUUCCUAGUCCCCCACUUCAGUAUUCGAAUGAAGACGGGUUAACUGAGGCUGAUCACAAUCAUUUUGUAUCGCUUCUCAGGAAGUUGGCAUCUUCGAGUUUGUCUGAACAGAAAGAGGCUGCAAGUACGUUACGUUCAUUGACUAAGAAAAUCCCUUCUUUUCGCGCGUUUUUUGGUGAAUCUAGUGAUGCCAUACCUCAGUUGUUAUCCCCAUUGUCCGGGAAGACUAGUGAAAUUGACCCUAAUCUUCAAGAGGAUUUAAUCACGACGCUUUUGAAUCUAUCAAUCCAUGAUAAUAACAAGAAACUCGUUGCAGAAACACCUAUGGCGAUUCCUGUGUUACUAGAUGCGUUAGAAUUAGGGACUAUUGAAACUAGAAGCAAUGCAGCUGCAACCCUUUUCACCUUAUCAGCAUUGGAUUCCAAUAAGUCACUAAUUGGUAAAGCUGGUGCUUUAAAGCCGCUUAUUGAUCUUUUAGACGAAGGGAAUGUGUUGGCUAUGAAGGAUGCUGCUUCUGCAAUCUUUAACUUGUGUAUAGUUCAUGAAAAUAAGAGCAGAGCAGUGCGUGAAGGUGCAGUAAGCGUGCUUUUGAGUAAAAUUAGCGACAAGGUUCAAGUGGACGAGUUAUUAGCCAUUCUUGCUAUGCUUUCAAGUAACCAAAGGGCUAUUGAAGAAAUGGGUGAUUGUGAAGCAGUUUCUUGUUUGUUUGCUUUGAUAAAGGAGACGACAUGUGCACGAAACAAAGAGAAUUGUAUCGCGAUUAUCUACGCCAUAUGUUUCAAUGACAGAACAAAAUGGAAGGAAAUGAGAGAAGAAGAAAGCAAGUAUGGGACUCUUUCACAGCUUGCCCAAAACGGGACCUCACGAGCAAAAAGGAAAGCUAACGGCAUCCUUGAUCGGAUUAACAGACCUUUUAACCGCACCCAUACCGCCUGAGCUUCAUGGGUUUUCAAAGAAUGUGUAAAUUCAUCAUCUUAGUGUUCAUAAGUUCUAGUCCCAUUCAAAUAUAAGGUUUGACUAGAAAGUCAACGUUACUAAGUAAGUUUGACCUCAAAUUUUGUAAAUUUAUUUUCUUUGUUUCAUAGUUACUGUAGAUAACUGUUUAUUACAUAUUAUAUUACAACAGAAUUUGGAGUCAUAAUGUGGA
Molecule: messenger RNA, 1697 nt
Organism: Erigeron canadensis
Lineage: Eukaryota; Viridiplantae; Streptophyta; Magnoliopsida; Asterales; Asteraceae
Product: U-box domain-containing protein 9-like
Exons: 2
Coding region: 110-1486 (458 amino acids)
Biological process (GO): protein ubiquitination
Cellular component (GO): nucleus; cytoplasm
Molecular function (GO): protein binding; ubiquitin-protein transferase activity
Source: RefSeq, a predicted model, not a curated record